This is a messenger RNA of Schistosoma haematobium, 3153 nucleotides long. RefSeq names its product Mitochondrial import inner membrane translocase subunit Tim21. NCBI's taxonomy places the organism in Eukaryota, Metazoa, Platyhelminthes, Trematoda, Strigeidida, Schistosomatidae. The coding region runs from base 574 to 1206 and encodes 210 amino acids. The transcript is spliced from 6 exons. Gene Ontology annotation, biological process: protein import into mitochondrial matrix. The record is from RefSeq and is a predicted model, not a curated record. Gene Ontology annotation, cellular component: TIM23 mitochondrial import inner membrane translocase complex.
CUAGUUCCUGCUCGAAGGAGUUAUCUGACAAUUCAGUUUGCAGUUCUUCCCAGUCGACCAUUAGGAUUAGACAUCGACCAUUUUGUGACCAAGUAUUGAGACUGCUUAGCAACAAUUCAUUUACCUCACAGCCUGGACCGCGACAGACCAAACCAAUCAGCAGUUCUUGUCCUUUGCAUUUCAAGCGGCAACUAGCUACUUCACAUGUCCCACUGUCAUGGGAUACACUCAUUCAGUCAUUUAUUUGGCUGAAUAGAGUUCUGGCAUUAUAGCUGAUGUCAGUUCGUGAUGGAAAGCCUAAAUAUAAUUCCUAACCUUAAACAUCAAAUGUAAAUCAUAAUCCCUAUCCUUCAAACCGCUUAAUAAUCUUCAUUUGGUUCUAGUUAUUAGGCGGGUACUCUCAAGGUCAUUUUAGAGUCGCUCAAAGGUCGUCCAUAAAAGUCUCACCUCGUGCGGAUUGUCGCGGUGGCGCACCAAUCGCUUUAUGACGGUUUGACCUUCAAGAGCUCAGUGGCCUCCAUCAGUGAACGACACCCCUAGGAUCGUCCUGGUUGCGGAAAUCAGCGUAAAAAAAUGACAAGACUUGUCAAGCUAAUUUGCUUCCAAGUCCCAUCGGUAAAGCUAAGUGUCUCACGUUUCCCCUAUCAACAAUGGCCAGUAAGGCCAUAUCGUUCAGUUAGUUCAGCGAGUAACAGCUCUGUCACCGCAUCAGAAAAACGUGAAAACCUUCCACUAGCUAGUGUAACUGAGAAAGUAAAACAAACGACUAAAGAUGUUGGGUAUUUUACGGUAGUCCUUGGUGGCUUUGUGCUUACAGGCACUAUCUUAUAUGCAAUAAUUCAAGAACUUUUUUCAUCCAGGAGCCCUAAUGGUGUUUAUGACGAUGCCUUCAGAAUUUGUAAGACUGACAGUCGAGUGCUUGAUUUUUUUGGAAGUUCUCUCAAGGCUCGUACCAGCCCCGAUAGUCGUCGUAGAAGACAAAAUAUUGCCUAUGACUCAUGGCAUGAUGACAAAGGUCGACUGCAUAUGGCAAUGAAAUUUUACAUUAAAGGCAAUUUGGCAUCUGGUGUAGUUUAUCUCGAGGUUGUUGAAAAUGAAUCUAAAGAAUUUGAUUAUCGAUAUCUGAUUGUAGAAACAGAAGGUGGUUUCUCAAAGAAACAAAUUAUACUUCGUUCGUCCUCAGAAGUUGAUAAUCCUAAUUUAUAAGUGAUCAAUGAUUAAAUGCACUAGAAAGAAAUGCAAAUUUGAUAUCAUUCUGUAUACAUGAAUAAUUCCACAUGUAUAAUCUAUACAUAUUCAGCCGAUAUAAAAUUUUCUGUUCAUAUUUUUUCUAGUGGGUAAUUAAAUCAAACCAUCUAUCGUUUGCCUUAUAUACACAUGGCGCGUUGCAUUUUCUUUAUAUUUAUAAGAGUGAACAAGAUUCUUAGGAACUUGAAGUGAUUAUAAUCGGCGUUUAAUGCUUUCACACAAAUUGAAUGAUUUGUAUAGCGCAUAUAUAUUUGGUGCCUCUAACCAAUGUUUACGUGUUAAAAUAAAUAAGUAAGUUUAAUGCUAUCCUCUUAACGUAAUUAGUUCGUGAGCACGUAAACCUUUGACUGAGGUACCUAGGAUAGGCGUUACGCAUCCCCAAUCAUCACCUACCCCGACACGUAAUUCUGUCUGAUAGAAAAGUAGGUUAUGGAAAGGACAUAGCACUAAGCAUGAGGGCGGAACAAUCAUUGUUAAAGUGGAUCCCUGUUAACAGUCGUUUAUGUGCUGUUCGGCUAAACGACUCCGUAAGAACUCGGAAGGAUAGGGACACACGUCGUUGCCUUUUUGUCGUUUCUGCCUACGCUCCCACUGACUGCAGCUCAGAUGAAGUGAAAGAUGAAUUUUACAGAAAGCUAUCUGAACUUCUUCAGAAAGCUAAACGUUCAGACAUAGUACUCGUAGCAGGUGACUUUAAUGCCCAGAUAGGUCGCUUAAACCAAACAGUAAGAUAUUUAGAUGGGUAUUUCGGGAAUCCAGAUCAGCGAACAGAUAAUGGUGAUCGUCUGCUGCAACUGUGCUCAGACAAUCGUUUAUUUUUAGCAAACACAAAUUUUAAGCAUAAGGAGAGACAUCGUCUAACACGGCGACCCCCUACACCAAACCAACGAUGGACUCAAAUAGACCAUAGUGCCAUCAGUCAUCGUUGGUGAGGGUCGGUAGAAGAUUGUCGCUCAUUCUGGAGUACCUGCUUGGACUCCGACCACGCCCUCAUACGGGCACGCAUCUACUUGCGCCUCACUGGACGCAAAAAUGCCUCAGUAAAAAAAACUCAUUAGAACUGAAUUGAGUAACGAGGAAACCAAAAGUAGGUUCCAGGAACAACUGAGGUCACACUUAGGUAGUUUUGAAAACGAGGCUCACCAAGAUGUUGCUUGGAAAGCUAUACAAACAGCUGUGGAAACAGCAAUGACAUUUAUUAGUGAUUUAAACCAGAGUUACAAAGAACCAAUGGAUUUCCUCAAGGUCUAUUGCACUGAUGGGUCCUCACAAACUCAUUCCAUCAGGCUCUGAACACGAUGAAGAGCGACAACAAAUCAGAUCUAGGUUAACCAAAAGUCUACGGAACGACCGUGAGCAGUGGUGGGCAAUGGAAGCAAAAGAGAUGGAAAAAGCGGCGGCUGUAUGGAACACAAGACAGCUCUACAGAGUAAUAAAAGAAGCUGGAAUUACUAAGUCAAGUGUAAGCCAGACUAUUUCGGAAAAAGACGACACUCAUCUGCUCCUAGUCCAGACGUUUAGAACGAUGGUUGGAACACUUUAGAGAACAGUUCAGCUGGUCUUCAGCUACUCUACAACUACCCACCAUUCCCAGACAGUGUGGAUGGAACUUUGAAGUAGGUCCCUCAACUCUAGCAGAAGUUCAAAAGGCUAUAGUUAAUCUGAAACGAGGAAGAGCAGAUGGAUUGGCUCCAGAGGUCUUUAAGGGUUGUGGUCCAUUUUUAGCGAUUAGGUUGACUAAUAUUUUAGUUAAAACCUGGGAGCUAGACAUUAUCCCAUUUGACUGGUCACAAUCACUUGUCGUCCCAAUAUAUAAGAGAGGGUUAAAAUCAUCCUGUGACAACCGUGGAGGGAUUAGUUUAACUAAUAUCGUAUCUAGAAUACUAGCCUCGAUAAUUAUCAGAC